Biomphalaria glabrata is the source of this 1466-nucleotide messenger RNA. RefSeq names its product SEC14-like protein 2. NCBI's taxonomy places the organism in Eukaryota, Metazoa, Mollusca, Gastropoda, Planorbidae. The transcript is spliced from 13 exons. Gene Ontology annotation, cellular component: cytoplasm. The coding region runs from base 164 to 1366 and encodes 400 amino acids. The record is from RefSeq and is a predicted model, not a curated record.
GCAUGCAAAUUUUGAUGUUUCUCUUUUGCCCGUUGAAGCCUACAUUUUAAUGUUACUUUAAACCAGCCAGACUUUGUAGCCAGUGAAGAUUUAGGAACGAACAUUCACAGAGGAGAAAUCGUUUUGAGUAUUUAAGGUAUUUAGUGAAAAACGAAUUUUCAAAAUGAAUGAACACCUGGAAUCUCUUACAGAUAAACAAGCAUCUAUUUUGGUACAGUUCCGGCAAAAUGUCUGCGACUUAUUAAAACAUCAUCACAAUGACAACUUCCUGUUGAGAUGGUUACGAGCCACAAAGUUUGAUGUGAAACAGUCAGAAGCUUUGCUGAGAACACACCUCAAAUGGCGUGAAGAAAAUAAUAUCGACAGCCUUUUCACAGAAUAUCAACCCCCUGAAGUAAUGACUAAAUAUUGUCCUGGUAGUUUUUAUGGUCAGGAUAAAGAAGGAUCCAUAAUUUGGAUUGACCCAGUUGGUGAUAUAGACAUUCAUGGCUUGUUGAUGUCUGCCAAAAGAGAGGGCUUUGUAAAAUACAUGAUAUGGAAUAUGGAGAAAUCGUGUCAAUUGUUUGAAGUUUAUUCCAAAGAGCAAGACAGAAGAGUGGACCAAGUGAUCAUGAUUUAUGACUUGGAAAACUUAGGACUACGUCACCUCUGGAAACCUGGGAUACAAGCAUUUUCAGAGGUUGUGCAAAUAUUUGAAGAACAUUACUCUGACACAAUAAAGACAAUUUAUAUUCUUAAUGCUCCAAAAAUAUUCUCAGUGAUAUUUAAUGUGUUAAAGCGAUUCUUGAGGGAAGAAACUGUUGGGAAAAUCAAGUUUCUUGGCGCCAAUUAUAAAGAGGUUCUUCUACAACAAAUAGAUUCUGACCAGCUUCCGGCACAUUGGGGCGGAACUUGCGUUGACCCUGAUGGAAACCCAAGAUGUCCAUCUAAGAUCUGUCCUGGAGGCAUGGUUCCAAAAUAUUAUUACUUACACAACAUUGCAGUGGAUCUGUCUGGAUUCUCUGAAGUUAUCAUUCCUCGUGGUUCCUCUUUUCAACUGGACUUUGUCAUCAAUGAUGUUGGCAGUGCUCUAAGGUGGCAGUUUAAGACAGAAGGGUUUGAUAUUCGUUUUGGAAUCUUCAGACGAACCAAAGAUGUGAGACAAAAACUGAGAGAUAUGGAACCUAUUGUCAACUCUAAGAGGGUUAAAUGUCAAUUGUUUCUUGAAGAAGGCAGUGUACAUUGUACACAAAUUGGAACUUAUAUUCUUCGUUUUGACAACGCCUACAGCUUAGUGAGAUCCAAGAAAUUGUAUUAUCUGAUAGAAGUAUUGCGUCCAGAUGAACAAGUCAUACCCCUUUUGGAUAAUCAAGAAAUUGGUCAUUGAGUAUCCUGAGAUAUUUACUUCCAUCUAAUAUGUCUGCAAAAUAAAUAGGAACAUUCUCAUCCCAACAUUUGUAUUGAAAGUUUUGCCAAGAAAUGAACAA